GAACCCACAAAUGAUGGCCUUGAUUAAUCUGGUUCUCUCAUGCUUGCUAUAUGUCACUUUCUGUCCAGUGCAUUCGCAGCUAACUUCGUGUAAGGAUGCCUAUGUACAGGGUACAGAACCAAAGCUCCUCGAGGACCUAUACGGGGGACACUUAGUCGUUCUUUUGGCGGAUGUCUACACAUUCCAGAAGGAAGGAGACAUUGUUGGCUGGCAGCUAUACAACGCUUGCAACUGCAGUAGUUAUUACGUUGAUGUGUUCAGGCCAGUGCCAGUGUUUGAUAAUUCGAAUACCUUUGAUUUGGUUCAUUCCACAGAAGUUGCGGCACCAUGUGCUGGACAAAUGAACAUAGUGGAGUCUACACCAUUUAAGGUUCUUCCUGGUGAUCACAUCGGCUUUCACAGCGUUGGGAAGGAUGAUUAUGGGCUAUCACAUUCUAAAGAGUCAAACGAAAACCAAUGGCCAGUGCUGGCAGAAGGGAAAUAUAGCAGCGAUAUCACUGGAAGCAACAACAGGGUUGUUUUUGAUGCUUCUACCCAAGGGAGGCAAGUUGCUGUCAGAGCCAUUCUCAUUACCAAGGAUGCUGAUGCAGAGGAAAGUUGUCAUCUGUCUUUCCUCCAGCGGGAAUCGUCUACCAUAACUUCAGCGCCUUUUCAAACAAAUCCCUGCUACAGUGAGCUCGAGUGUGCCCGGUCCUGUACGCACAGCCUUGCUUGUACUGCAUUCCAGUUCGAUUCUGACAAGAAAACUUGUGACAUGUACCUCCCUGAGUUCACAGCGGUAACACAACAAAAUGUGACACAGACAUUGUCUGUAUUUACAGCAAACUGAGUUUGAUGGUUAGUCGUAGCCAGAUAUUGAAAGCAGCCUCUCUUGUUUUAAAAACUUGUUAAAUAUCGGUACAACUUUUAAAGGAUGUUGGCGCGCGAGUUUUACGAUAUAGAGCCGUAAACUAUUUUCAUUGGCUGGGAGAUGGCAAACACGGACCAAUGAUAUUUAACCGUACUCGAUCACGUAAGAAUGCUUGUUAACUCGAUAAUAAACUUAGUUGCUACCAAAGGAA
Molecule: messenger RNA, 1061 nt
Organism: Lineus longissimus
Lineage: Eukaryota; Metazoa; Nemertea; Pilidiophora; Heteronemertea; Lineidae
Exons: 3
Coding region: 11-829 (272 amino acids)
Source: RefSeq, a predicted model, not a curated record